Messenger RNA from Culicoides brevitarsis, 3920 nucleotides. RefSeq names its product solute carrier family 41 member 1. Lineage: Eukaryota; Metazoa; Arthropoda; Insecta; Diptera; Ceratopogonidae. Gene Ontology annotation, molecular function: monoatomic cation transmembrane transporter activity. The record is from RefSeq and is a predicted model, not a curated record. The transcript is spliced from 8 exons. Gene Ontology annotation, biological process: monoatomic cation transport. Gene Ontology annotation, cellular component: plasma membrane. The coding region runs from base 978 to 3458 and encodes 826 amino acids.
UCAUCAGCUGACUUCUUACCAUGUGGUGGUGCAUCCUCUCGAGUGCGACACAUAAAAUUUUCUUCCAAUCUGUGAAUUUUGCUUGGUCAAAAUUGGAUCCAUCGUUCGCAUAAGCUAAAAAAAAAGUGUUAUUUAGUGAAAAUAUUCCCCAAAAACUCCAAUUAAAUGGGAUAAAUUAACAAAAUCGCAGUCGUGUAUCAUUUUUGUGUGAAUACACGCAAGUCACAAAGUGAAAAAUCCAGCAAAAAAAAUUCAACAGCCAUUUUUUUUUCGUGUUCUGUGAAGGAAUUUCACAAGAGCUCGUCAUCCAUCAAGGAAAUUAUCAUCAAAAGACGUGGGUUGUGCCGUCAAACGAAGGAAAAAGGCAAAUUUUCAUUGAUAUCCAGCAAUUUUCACGUUUCUGGCUUCGUUAAAUGGAAACAGUCGCACAGCGUUGUUGUACGACGACAAAAAAUUGCAUCGAUUGGAACGCAGCGCACGCGCCUUGCCGCCGCACUUGCAACUGGAAGCCGUAAAAAGGGCACAUCGCGUUUCUCCAACUUGUUUUGUGUGCAUUUUGUUGUUUUUUUAGUUUCGAAGCAAUCAGCAGACGACUAUCAGUUAUUUCGCACCGUAUUAGAAAAAUCAACAACCAGCAAGAUGUAAACUAUUCGACUUCGGAGGUGACGUCGUCGUACGAGAGCGUCGAUUCUACACUAAAAACCAAAAAAAAUCAGUAAAAUAAUCAGUAAUUGUUGCUAGCAGUAUUAAUUGUUAUAAUUAAUUAUUAUUAAGACGAGAAAAAAGUUAAAGUUACACUUACCAAGGAAUCCACAGAGGACUCCUUCCCAAUAUUUUUCAGCGGAAAAACACAUUAAUGGAUAAACUUUUGGUCUUACAAGGGAAAAGCGCGACAAAUCCGGCUGGCAGCAGAUCUCUCUCUGUCCAAAUCCAUAAAAAACCGAGCUGUGAAUUCAUCAUUCAUCCACAUUAUCAUCAUGCUUAAGAGGAAAUGUGUCAUUCUGGCAGCUGCCGAACAAGCGGUAUCCGAGAGCAGUUGUUACGAGAACAGCUAUUGCGGCUAUUGCUGCAAACUGAUUGAGCUGAAAACGCAGUCAAGUGCGUCAAAUGACGUCGAAUUGGGCGACAGCAAUUACGAAUACAUCAUUUUGUGUGCAAAUUGUCGCGGGCCCUUCCAUAUUGGAUGUACGGCGUUCGCUGCGACACCCAUCGACAAGAUCCGCGAGCAAUGUCUCAAGUGGAAAUGCAAUACUUGUGUGAAAAAUGAGGUACCUAAUGUCGGAAAAUCUGCCGAUUCGAGUCCUGAGGACGAUCGUGACGUCACGAGAAUUGAUUUUGCCGCCGUUGAUCGCGAUGAGUUGAUCCAAAAACGACUUUCGGCAAUGUUGUGCGUUUACGGGAAGGAUUUGCAGAACGUUUGUGGCAAAAUUGAAGAAACCAAGGGAAAUUCGAGUUACGAAGGAAGCUCUUUGGUCAUCGAUUCCAUUCCAGCAGAAGCAAAAGAAGCUUUUUUGGAGGAAAUUUUGCGAGUUGCUGCUGGAAAAGGCAUCAAACUGACCCGAAGUGAAGCAAUUCCCGCCAUUUCUGGUGAAAAAAUCUCGAUUGUAAUUCGUUUGGAUCCGCAUGCGACACGACAACUGCUUCUCAACUCGUAUCUCAACUCCAUCAUGCAUCCAAUUACGGCGUCAAGCACCAAACCAGCGAGUUUCUAUCUCGCCAACGAUCGUGACAUCGAAGUGUCGAGCAGUACGUGUCUCUUGCCGCAACACAACAAUCAGCAUCAUCCCAACGCGAAGCAUCGCAGUAUCUACAUGUACGAGUAUCUCGCGGCAAAUGCAUCGUCGUCGGCGGAGAAUCAAACGAUGCUCGUGAAGGCGAUUGCGGGCAACGGGAACGUCAUGAAUGGCGGCGCCAUCGGUAUCGCGGGUGACAGUGAUAACGAUAGUGUGUUUCAUGCGGACGAGACGACACGUGUUCUCGUGCCGAUAAUCAAGAUAUCGACUGUGCCGAAGAGGGUGCGUCUCGCAUCGAAGGAGAAUUUUGACGAUAUCGAAGAUAAUAAUAACAAUAAUCUCCCACCAAUUCAAUCAAGCUCGUCCAUUGUUUCGAUAGUGUCGACAGCAUCUGUGGCUGGAUCCGAGCCGAGUGACGGCGUAAGCGAGAGUCAAAUUAUCCCAAAGUCCAAGGAGGAGAAAAUUAUUCCGUACGAGCCAUGGUGGCAUACGACACUGCAGAUUUCCAUUCCGUUCUUCUUGGCGGGCAUCGGUACCGUUGGCGCUGGCAUUAUUCUCGGCUUCGUUGAGCAUUGGGACGUCUUCAAACACAUUUCCGAACUUUUCAUCUUGAUUCCGUCACUUUUGGGUCUGAAAGGCAAUCUGGACAUGUGUUUGGCGUCGCGGAUGUCGACACAAGCGAAUUUGGGCAACAUGGUGUCGAAAAAAGUCAUUCUCAAGAUGAUUUUGGGGAAUAUUGCGCUCGUGCAGAUCCAGGCGACCGUAGCUGCGUUCAUUGUUUCGUUGUUUGCCAUCGGUGUUGGUCAAACCAUGAACGGAAAUUACAAUUUUAAUCAUGCGUGCGUCGUUACUGCAGCUGCCAUGUUUACGGCAACGGCUUCUUGUUUCGUACUUGAUUUCUUCCUUAUUGCAAUGGUACUUCUGUCGAUGAAGUUCAAAAUGAAUCCAGAUAACUUGGCUACUCCAUUGGCGGCCUCAAUCGGUGAUAUUGUUAGUAUUAGUGUAUUUUCGUUCAUAGCAUCUUUCUUAUACAGGCAUCAUGAAACACAUUUAUGGGCUACCUUCGUAGUGGUUGGAGUGUAUUUCAUACUCUUACCUUGUUGGAUUAUAAUUGUACUUAGAAAUGAGUACACAUCGAACGUACUUAAGUCUGGAUGGGUGCCUGUCUUAUCAGCGCUCUUCAUCAGCGGCUUGGGCGGAUUGGUACUUGACUCGACAAUCGGCAAAUUCACUGGUUUUGUUGUAUUCCAGCCCAUCAUUAAUGGCAUCGGGGGCAAUCUAGUCAGUGUUCAAGCCAGCAAGAUCAGCACAAUGCUGCAUCAGAGUUCGAUUCUCGGCAUCGUGCCGCCGUAUACCAAAAUUGUAGAGUCACCUUUUAGAGCGCUUAUCAAAGGAGUUCCUUAUGCAAAAACCGCACGCAUUCUUUUACUAAUGACAAUACCUGCUCUCGUAUUCAUCUUCGUGGCCGACGUUAUUCACACCAAACAAAUAACGAUUGGAAUUGUCUUUACUGUGAUUUAUUGGCUUGUGAGCUUGUUACAAGUCUCUCUGUUACUUUACACCGCUCACAUCAUCAUCCACUGGAUGUGGAGGCACAAAAUCGAUCCCGAUAACUCGGCAAUUCCCUAUUUAACGGCAAUGGGUGACCUGAGUGGCACGUGUUUCCUCUUUGUCGCUUUCAUGUUCCUUACGGAAAUUGGAUAUGGCUACAAUGUGCCGGAGUAAAACACUAAAUUCGCAAUCGCAAACAACAAGAAUAACAAUUUUUGGCUCAAAUAUCAUGUCUCUCCAUCCAAUUUUAUACAUUUUUUUCCUCCCAUUUCAUCGUUUUUAAUUUUUAAGCGCUUUAUCUCUUCUCUACAUUAGUUUGUAAAAUUUUUAUUUUAUAUUUGUAAUAAAAAAAAAUUUUAUUAGAAUUUUUUCGCUGUGGUAGGAAACCUCGCUUCGUCGUGAACAUGAGGCGAAAAGUCACCCGAUUUAAAAGAAAAUAUUAAAAUUAAUUAAUUAAAUAAUUUUUCAGAGUAAAAAUCUAGCAAAAAUACCAAUUUUAAAGAAAUUAAUUUUAAAUCACAUAGGAAUCAUUGUUAUACUAUUACUUAUAAUAUGUAACUACUAUGGACCAUGUCGUGCUUUGAUAAUGUACGAUAUUAAAUAAAUUGUAUUGUGUAUUUUGUUUUUAAUUCUUAA